UGAAGUUAAUUAUUGACCAACCAGUGUUGCAAUAACGAAAAGCCGCGAUCCAAAAUGCAGUUAGCCACCACUUCCAUCACUAUGCGCUCAUGCUGGCUGGUGCUGCAUGUAAUACGGCUAGCGACCGUAGCUGCUGACGCCAAUGAUGCUACAGUCACCGAACCGGUCAUACCAGACGUGAUUGUCCCUCUGGACAUCGACGAAACCAGCAUCGCCGCAGGUGUCGAGCACUCGUGCGCGAUCCAGACGCAGUCGUUCGAGGACGUGGGCGGUCGUGUUGUUUGCUGGGGCGUCAACAAUGGUGGACAGAGCUCACCGCCACCAGGAGAAUUCAUCCAAGUGAGCACCGGUCGACUGCACUCGUGUGGGAUCCGCAUCGACGAGACGCUCGAGUGCUGGGGCGAUGGAGCGCCGGUGACGAAACCCGAGGGUCUGUUCGAGCAGGUCAGCAGCGGUGACUUCCACUCGUGCGGCAUCAUGAAGGACCAGACAGUGCGCUGUUGGGGCACGGCGGCGGGUGGCAUCUCCAAAGCUCCGAGCGGUAAGUUCGUGCAGGUCAGUUGCGGCAAAGACUUUUCGUGUGCAAUUGCAACGGAUGGCACGGUCAAGUGCUGGGGCGAAAACGGAUAUGGUCAGCUCAAUGUGGAUCCAACCACCCGCUUUCGGCAGAUAUCGGCAUCACCAGGCGAUUUUGCCUGCGGCGUGACCGAAGACAACACGCUCUCGUGCUGGGGUGACAAUCAUCGCAACCAAGCGAGUCCGCCGAGCGAUGAAAAGUUCAUUCUAGUUAGCACGAGCAGACUUGCGGCAUGUGGACUGAAGCUAGACAAAACGGUGACGUGCUGGGGUAUGCGCUCCGGCGUGACUGCAGCACCCACAGACGUGCAGUUUGACGAGCUGACGUUGGGCUGGAAUCAUGGUUGCGGCAUUCGCUACGAAGACGGCGGUAUUCAGUGCUGGGGCGACCGUGGGAGCAACCGCUUGGAAAUCCCUGAAGCACUAUUGUAAACAAUACUUAGUCGGCAAAUAUUCCCUGCGACGCGUCUCGGAAGUGCUCGCUGCGAUUUGCCACGAGCACUCUUCGACUACGCCGUCCCAUGGUCUCUCCCAUGUUAUCGUUACUGCCUGAGGUAUGUGGAAUCAUUGCAGGCUUUUUCAAAGGCUUUAGCAACCGACCCACUCGCUCUUUCGGCACCACAUCUACAGCUAGUCGCUUUGGUUGCUUCCGUAAAAGCUGCUCAACCAAUUCCAUACAAUGGCCACUGCCAUCCUUCUCUAAAAGCUCCCGUUGCUCGGUCAGACGCCUCGGUGGAAACGCCUCCGUCUGCACCGGCAGUUUGAUGCU
This is a messenger RNA of Phytophthora nicotianae INRA-310, 1345 nucleotides long. RefSeq lists its product as hypothetical. The transcript is spliced from 4 exons. The coding region runs from base 55 to 1008 and encodes 317 amino acids. Lineage: Eukaryota; Oomycota; Peronosporomycetes; Peronosporales; Peronosporaceae. The record is from RefSeq and is a predicted model, not a curated record.